AUGUUCCUGCCUCCAGAGGUUUGGAGUCAAAUCGUGUUAAAUAUUCCUUCUUCCCAUGUCUCCCCGCUGCUUCACGUUUCUCGUAUGUUUCACGAAUUUGCUAUUGCCAUCCUCUUUUCUGCAAUAAAAAUAUAUUUCAUCGGCGGACACAGUGCUCUUCAAAUGCUCAACACCUUCCAUGAGGAUUUCGUGCAAGACACCGUCGAGAAACUCAUGACUACGUCCUGGGCACUCCUUCGCCACAUUACCCGCCUCCCUAGCUUCGCCAAAGUCGUCAGAAGUAUCACCGUCGUCGCCUUUGCAGAUUCACAAUCUAUCUUCGAACAACGGGAUGCUCUUGAUGCAUUACCCAACCUACAAACAUUUCGCUGGAUUGGUACGAGGCCGGGAUUAUCAGAAAGCCUGGCGAAACGCAUCCCGCCGAGUGUGCAAACAUUAGACCUUCAAACUUAUGUAUCCACCUACUCAUUGGGACAUCUAGGCAACGUCACCCGCCUGAGUAUGCCCACGCCUUUCUUUUAUCCAGACGAUGAAGAAGCGCACGAUGAUAUGGUCAUCGAUGAAAACCUCUGGGACUGUUCGUCGUCGAUUGAUGUGAGGGAAGUACUCAACGCAGUCUCCCAAAAUCUUCAAUCACUGGUUAUCCUUACUCAGCACAUCACUCAAGUGUCCAUCAGAGUCUGCAACACACUGAGAGUACUCGAGAUUUGCGCCGCCCAUGGAUCAAGUUUUACAGGGUUGGAUUUGGUAUUUCGUCACGCUGUGGCACUGGAAUCCUUAACGGUUGUAGGCUACCUCGACGAUGAAACCCUCUCCCUCCUCCCCGAAGACUCGUCGGUUCUUCCUCAUCUAAAUUCCUUCCGGAUCUCUUCUGAUGGCAUUACAUUGGAUCACAUCUCUGACACUGGUAUAUGCGCUUUGCUGGGGUUCCUUCGGGGUCGAUCUUUGCUCAGAAGACUCUACCUCCGGCUUCCCGCUGCUCAUUGGAGCCAGACCAGCAGCAUCCUGGAAGUCAUCGGUGACCUCGAUGGGUUGGAAGUUCUCGGUCUUCACACAGGAUACGAUCCUCUUUCUGACCUUGAAAUCGGCAUGGUAGCCAAGAUAUUGUCUAAGAAACUAAGAGCGCUUCAUUUGGCCUUGAACUGGGGGGGAUCUGAUUUGUUACCGCUUAUAGAUUCGGUCGCUCAACUCCCUCUCCUUUCCUUCUUCCAUUUGUACGGCGUCGUGACCCGCUUACCCUUGCUGCUGGUUGAUGUCGCAAGCGAGGUUAAGACUCUCAAAAUGGUAGGCCUGAAUCGUGCUCUGUGGGACAUUAACAGGGCGGGCCCCGAGCUCAUUCUCACGAAAUGGCCUCGUUGGAAGAUUAAGUUUUGUACGGAGGAGGAGUUCUGCUGCGAAGACGAUGCUUGGUUAUUCAAAUAUAACUGA
This is a messenger RNA of Laccaria bicolor S238N-H82, 1428 nucleotides long. RefSeq lists its product as uncharacterized. The transcript is spliced from 4 exons. NCBI's taxonomy places the organism in Eukaryota, Fungi, Basidiomycota, Agaricomycetes, Agaricales, Hydnangiaceae. The coding region runs from base 1 to 1428 and encodes 475 amino acids. The record is from RefSeq and is a predicted model, not a curated record.